Messenger RNA from Drosophila busckii, 2559 nucleotides. RefSeq names its product serine/threonine-protein phosphatase 2B catalytic subunit 3. Gene Ontology annotation, molecular function: calmodulin-dependent protein phosphatase activity; calmodulin binding. Gene Ontology annotation, biological process: calcineurin-mediated signaling. Gene Ontology annotation, cellular component: calcineurin complex; cytoplasm. The record is from RefSeq and is a predicted model, not a curated record. NCBI's taxonomy places the organism in Eukaryota, Metazoa, Arthropoda, Insecta, Diptera, Drosophilidae.
UCGUGGACAACGUCUUUAAUGCAGCUGCGACGAAUAUUGUUGUUAACUAAAUAAUUACAAAAAAUCAAAUUGUUAACGUUAAAUUCACCCGGACGUGUUUUGUGAAUUAAUUGACCGUGCGCGCGUCGUUCUGUGAACAAAUAAGUGUAGCAAUAAUAUUGAGAAGGCUUCGCUAGGUGCAAGGACACAUCAGCAAAAGCAGCGGCCACAGCAAUUUGAAGCGCAAGGACAAAGGGCGUUACACUUGGACACACACACGCACACACACACACGCAUAAACUAAUCCAGACAGACAGACAGACAGAGUGAGUCGGUCGACCGAGUGAGCGAGACGGUGCCAAUUGCAGCGAAGCGAACCGAAGCGUCGAUUGUGUGCGUGCGUGAGUGGGCGUGAGUGGGCCGAAGCAGCGGCGGCGAAGUUGCGUUGCGUGUCCAGCAGUCGCAUUGACUUGGUCAGCAGUCAAAGUCGAGCAACAUGUCUUCGCCAGUAGCACAGAGCAGCAACAACAACAACAGCCCGUCGCAGUCGGCGUCGGCAGCGGCAGCAGCAGCUACGCAACAGCAGCAAAAUCAAAAGCCAAAUGCUGCCAGCAGUAGCGCCGGCGGCGGCGGCGGCGUCAACAACACACAUGACAAGAGCGCAACUGGCACGACGGGGACAUCGGGCGGCGGCGGCGGUGGCGGUGGCGGUGGUGGCAGCAGCAGCAGCAGUGGCGGCGGCAGCGCCGGCGCACCACAAAGUCCCACAAAACGCAGCACAAUAUCCACAAAGGAGCGCGUCGUCGACAGCGUGCCCUUCCCCCCCAGCCGCAAGCUAACCUGCACCGAUGUCUUUGACGCGCGCACCGGCAAACCCCAACACGAUGUACUUAAGCAGCACUUCAUACUGGAGGGACGCAUCGAGGAGAGCGCCGCACUGCGCAUUAUCCAGGAGGGCGCCACGCUGUUGCGCCAGGAGAAGACCAUGAUUGACAUUGAGGCGCCAGUCACUGUCUGCGGCGACAUCCAUGGGCAGUUCUUUGAUCUGAUGAAACUAUUCGAAAUCGGCGGCUCGCCGGCAACGACAAAGUAUCUGUUUCUGGGUGACUAUGUGGACCGAGGCUACUUCAGCAUCGAGUGCGUGCUGUAUCUGUGGUCGCUGAAGAUCACGUAUCCGCAGACGCUGUUCCUGCUGCGCGGCAACCACGAGUGCCGGCACUUGACGGAGUAUUUUACGUUCAAGCAGGAGUGCAAAAUCAAAUACUCGGAGCGCGUGUAUGACGCGUGCAUGGACGCGUUCGACUGCCUACCGCUGGCGGCGUUGAUGAACCAGCAGUUCCUCUGCGUGCACGGCGGCCUCUCGCCGGAGAUACACGAGCUGGAGGACAUCAGGCGGCUGGAUCGGUUCAAGGAGCCGCCCGCCUUCGGCCCGAUGUGCGACCUGCUCUGGUCCGACCCAUUGGAGGACUUUGGCAACGAGAAGAACUCGGACUUCUAUACGCACAACUCGGUGCGUGGCUGCUCGUAUUUCUACAGCUACGCCGCCUGCUGCGACUUCCUGCAGAACAACAAUCUGCUCUCGAUCAUACGGGCGCACGAGGCGCAGGACGCCGGCUACCGCAUGUACCGCAAAAGUCAGACCACCGGAUUCCCCUCGCUGAUCACGAUCUUCUCGGCGCCCAACUAUCUCGACGUGUACAACAACAAGGCGGCGGUGCUCAAGUACGAGAACAACGUGAUGAAUAUUAGGCAGUUCAACUGCUCACCGCAUCCCUACUGGCUUCCCAACUUCAUGGACGUGUUCACAUGGUCGCUGCCCUUCGUUGGCGAGAAGGUCACCGAGAUGCUGGUGAACGUCUUGAACAUCUGCUCCGACGAUGAGCUCAUGACCGAGGAGAGCGAGGAGCCGCUCUCCGACGACGAGGCGGCGCUGCGCAAGGAGGUCAUCCGGAACAAGAUCCGUGCCAUUGGCAAAAUGGCCCGAGUCUUUUCAGUGCUGCGCGAGGAGUCCGAGUCGGCUCCAACUCAAAGCCUCACGCCGCGGGCGCCUACCCCGGGCCCUCUCGGCGGCAAGCAAUCCCUAGAAUGCAUGCAGGGCUUUUCGCAAUCACAAAUCACCUUGCGGAGCAAGGGCCUGGAUGCGGUCAACGAGCGUAUGCCGCCGCGACGCGAUGCGACGCCAUCGCCGGCGGAGGAGGGGCAAAAGUCACUCUCGGCGGCGGCAGCAGCAGCGGCCAAUGCAAAUGCGAAUUCAAUCAAUGGAUAAUUCUAAGUCAGAGAGCAGAGCUGAGCAGUCAGUAGCAGUAGCAGUCAGGAAGUUAGCCAAGUCAGUGGGUCAAAGCCAGAGGCAAUAGGCAAUAGGCAAUAGAGAAUGAGAAUAAAACACAGAUAUAGAUAGAGAGAGCUAAAGGUUGAUGAGCAACAGUCGACGGCAGCAGCAGCAGCAACAACAACAACAACAAAUAAAACAAAAUGUGUCUUGUGCGCGAGAGUGGGAGGGAGAAAUAAGAGAAAUCAAUUUACAGCAAGCGGCAUUGCACACACACACAUAUACAUAGAUGCAAUUCACACACACAUACA